Molecule: messenger RNA, 2118 nt
Organism: Octodon degus (degu)
Lineage: Eukaryota; Metazoa; Chordata; Mammalia; Rodentia; Octodontidae
Gene: Galns
Product: galactosamine (N-acetyl)-6-sulfatase
Exons: 14
Coding region: 115-1695 (526 amino acids)
Molecular function (GO): arylsulfatase activity; N-acetylgalactosamine-6-sulfatase activity
Source: RefSeq, a predicted model, not a curated record
GUCAUCCGGCCCGCCCCGUCGGCAGCCCCGGGAGGGCUGGUCCGGUCGCGUCCGGCUCGGGCUCGCCGGAGGAGCCGCGCAUCCCUUUUCCGUGGCUCGGCCUCCGUGGUGGCUAUGGCUGCGGUGGUCGCUGUGCCGAGGGAAUGGCGGCUGCUGCUGCUGCUGCUGCUGCUGCGCGCCGCGGGGCCGGCGGCCUGGGGCGCCCCGCAGCCCCCCAACAUCCUGCUGCUGCUCAUGGACGACAUGGGGUGGGGUGACCUGGGGGUAUAUGGAGAGCCCUCCAGAGAGACCCCGAACUUGGACCGCAUGGCUGCAGAGGGGAUGCUGUUCCCAAACUUCUACUCUGCUAGCCCUCUGUGCUCACCAUCCAGGGCGGCCCUACUCACUGGACGGCUGCCCAUCCGAAACGGCUUCUACACCACCAAUGCGCACGCCAGGAACGCGUACACACCACAGGAGAUAGUAGGUGGCAUCCCUGACUCCGAGCGCCUCCUGCCUACGCUUCUGAGAGAGGCUGGCUAUGCCACCAAGAUCGUGGGCAAGUGGCACCUGGGUCACCAGCCCCAGUUCCACCCACUGAAGCAUGGAUUUGAUGAAUGGUUUGGAUCCCCCAAUUGUCACUUUGGACCUUACGACAAUAAGGCCAAGCCCAAUCUCCCUGUGUACAGGGACUGGGACAUGGUUGGCAGAUUUUAUGAAGAAUUUCCGAUCAAUGUGAAGACAGGGGAAUCCAACCUCACCCAGAUAUACUUACAGGAAGCCCUGGACUUCAUCAGGCAGCAGCAGGCUGCAGAGCGCCCGUUCUUCCUGUACUGGGCUGUGGAUGCCACGCAUGCGCCUGUGUACGCCUCCCGGCCUUUCCUGGGCAGCAGCCAGCGUGGACGGUAUGGGGAUGCAGUUCGUGAGAUCGAUGACAGUGUGGGGAAGAUGCUGAACCUGCUGCAAACCCUGAACAUCGCCGAGAGCACCUUCGUCUUCUUCACCUCUGACAAUGGUGCCGCCCUCAUCUCUGCUCCCAGCCAAGGUGGCAGCAACGGCCCCUUCCUGUGCGGGAAGCAGACCACAUUUGAAGGUGGGAUGAGGGAGCCUGCGAUUGCGUGGUGGCCCAAGCACAUCCCUGCUGGCCAGGUGAGCCACCAGCUGGGCAGCAUCAUGGAUCUGUUCACCACGAGCCUGGUCAUCGCAGGCCUGAAACCACCCAGUGACAGGGUGAUCGAUGGCCUCGACCUGCUCCCUGCCAUGCUGCAGGGCCAGCUGACAGAUAGGCCUAUAUUCUAUUACCGUGGCAACACCUUGAUGGCUGUCACCCUUGGCCAGCACAAGGCCCACUUUUGGACCUGGACCAACUCCUGGGAAGAGUUCAGACAGGGCAUCGAUUUCUGCCCUGGGCAGAACAUCUCAGGAGUCACCACCCACACUCAGGAGGAACAUACAAAGCUGCCACUGCUCUUUCACCUGGGGCGUGACCCUGGAGAGAGGUUCCCGCUCAGCUUUGCCAGCGCUGAGUACCAGGACGCCCUCAGCAGGAUCACCCUGGCUGUCCAGCAGCACCAGGAUUCCUUGGUCCCUGGACAGCCACAGCUCAAUGUGUGCAACCAGGCAGUCAUGAACUGGGCACCCCCAGGCUGUGAAAAGCUGGGCAAGUGCCUGCCGCCUCCAGAGCCCGUCCUGGAGAAGUGCUACUGGCCCCAUUAGCACCUUCUUGGACCCAGGCCAGGCCCAGAAGCUCCUGCCAGUGCCUGAGGGAAGGAAGCAUCCCAGGUGCUCUGCCUGCCCAUGGGCAGGCAGAGGGAACCCAGGACCAGCAGCAGGGCCUGCCAGCUGCGCCUGGCCCAGGGCUCCGUCCUGGGUCUGCAGGGCUUCGGUGGUUCCUGUACCUCUUCAGUCCCGGCGUGGAAGGCCACCCAUGACAGUUCUGUGCCUGGCCCACGAUGCCCAGGGAGGGGUGCUGCCUACCCAGCCAUCAGGAUUGUGGGCAGCCGACGACACCACGGAGCCUAGAGGACCAGAGCCAGGCACGUGGGAGCAGGGUCCCUUCACCUACCCUGACUGACCUGACAACACUGGAUCGCUGCACGAGUUGGGAAAUGACGAGAAAUAAAGGAACUGGGGCGCUUC